AUGGCUGCCAUGUCUUCUUCUGCACCGGGCGCCACCGUCUUGGACCCGCCGCCCAGCGCCUAUGGCAACGACGCCGCUUGGAAGUCAUCGUACGCGUUGGAAUAUCAAGAUGACCCAAUGCAGGACCCAAUGCACGACAGGAGCUUCAUGAGCAACCAUGACAAGACGAACGGCGUGGCUACACCCAACGGCAACGCCCAUGUUGACCCAUUCGCGAAGCGGGACCCAGCUGAGCCCUUCCCUGCGACCAAAGAAGGACGAUCCGGUGGACGAAGCGCCUCGCGGAGCACCUCGCGGCCGGGAAGCAGGCGGGCGAACUCCCACAACGAUGCCGACAAGACACCGGUGGACAACGCCAAGUGGAUUCACAGGGACAAGCUGGCGAGGAUAGAGAGCGAGGAGUUGCAGGCGGCCGGCAUCAUCCUGCCCAAGCCCAGGUCGCAGAGCCGGCCACGGAGGGAGCGUAGCUCGGAGAAGAUGCAUAGCCGCCGCGCCACGGAUGCGUCAGAGCGGGAGCCCCUCCCGCGGUCCCGCAAGAACUCGACCAACCGUUCCGCGUCGGCCGAGAGAAGCCCGGAUGUCGAGACUCCCACCUGGGACCUGCGCAUGCCCGAGGAGAUAGCAGAAGAUCCCGACGAGUACUGGAUCUCGGCAGACACGCUGGGCGCCAACGGGUCACGGUUGCCCGUGGCCAAGCAGAGCCCGGCCCCCGUUCCCGCCGAUUACCUAGAUCGGGACGCGCCCGUCCCCCGCAAGAUGAGCGGCACCCUCCAGCCCGACGACGACUUCUUGCUGUCCGUGUCGAAGCCGCGCGAGCGGAGUGGUAGCACACCGGCUCUCGACCACGCCCCGCCUCUGCAGCCCGGCCGACGGUCUGCCACCGAUGGAUCCCCAAAAAAGAGUACCACGAACGGCUCAAGGAAGCCUUCGACCAACUCGUCCAAGACGGCCACAUCGACUGGUCGCCCCAAGACUCGCUCCGGGCCCGGCAAGGAUUCGGGCACCACGACGAGGCCCACGACGAGAUCUGGUGAACUGUCUUCUCCCAAGGCGCCCGAGGGGGACCCGCCGUGGAUGAUCAAUGCCUACAAGCCGGACCCGCGCUUGCCCCCGGACCAGCAGCUGCUGCCCACCGUCGCAAGGCGUCUAGCCCAGGAGAAGUGGGAGAAGGAGGGCAAGUUCGGGUCUGUCUACGACAAAGAGUUCAGGCCCUUGACUGACGAAGGCUUCGGGAGCCCACCUGAGCUACAAAGGCCGCAGCUCGAUGACAAGGAGAGCCACGACGAAUGGCCGCUGCGUGCUGAUGCCAAGAGCCCAACCCCGAGCCGCCCUGGAACCAGCUCCUACUCGACCAUGCCGAAGAUGCGGGACACACCUCUGGCAAGUCCAAGAAUGCCCAUGGCUCAACCGCAACCGCAACAGCAACCCACCCAGAUCACCAGGGUUCCCACCGCUCCCGAACAGCCCCCCAUGCCAGAGAAGACAGACCAGCCGGAACCGGCGAAGAAGAAGGGCGGCUGCGGAUGCUGCGUCGUCAUGUGA
Neoarthrinium moseri is the source of this 1542-nucleotide messenger RNA. RefSeq lists its product as uncharacterized. Bases 1 to 1542 code for a protein of 513 amino acids. The transcript has 3 exons. NCBI's taxonomy places the organism in Eukaryota, Fungi, Ascomycota, Sordariomycetes, Amphisphaeriales, Apiosporaceae. The record is from RefSeq and is a predicted model, not a curated record.